AUGCGAGCUAUUCACUCCCUUUUUAUCGCUCUGAGCGCGAUUAGCCUUCCCUUGUUAUGGUUGCCCAUGCUCUUGAACGGUACUCUCGACGAUAUCUCCCAGGCGAUAGAGAACAAUGUCCUUCCAGAUGGCACACCGCUGAAAACGACGUAUUCUGGGAUACCGUUUUUUGAUAACCUCCUUUCAAUCCUGGUUGCAUUUUUUUAUGCCUUAGCCAACGGCUCAUACCUGGGACCUAGGCUGAUGUUGACGGACUUAGGCGCGACCCUCCACGUCGCGCUGGGCUGGAUGGUAAUCGAGAGCGUUCGGAACGGAAAAAAACCGUGGUAUUUGAGUUUGCCUGGGGUUUUCGGCGUUUUAUGGAAUAUUGCUGGGGCUGGCAUUGUCCUUCCGCUCUAUUCUCUGAUCCAUAUUCAAACCCCAGUAAAAGAACUUGGUAUCUCAAUUUACCAUGCAAAAUCCUUGAUACCAGCUAUGCUAGUCUCAUCGAUUCCCUUUUGCAUGAUGAUUCUAUCUCCCACGAGCGGAAGGUACUCCGCCGAUCAGCAUCAAAAUACUAUCGCCGUAUUUCAAUUUGCACCACUCGUCUGGAUAGCGGCGCAAUAUACAUUUUCAUUCUGUUUAUCACUAAUCGAUCGAAUGACUAAAGCGAGCCUUAGCGACCGUUCAAGAACAGGCAUAGAACAUACAAGUACACAGUUGGACAGUGAACGAAAACGAAGAAGCAAUAUCUAUAUUCAGACCACUCAGCUCUUCUUUGCGGUUUAUUCUGCAGUCGUACAUCUAGUAUGCAGCUUCACCGCACUUCUCUCCUCCGAUUCUUCUGUGACAAUAUUUCGUGUCUUUGUGCCUAACCCGAUCGGCGUGGACCGCGACUCGCCCCAACGUCUCACACAAGCAGCAAUUUUGUUCUUGCAGUAUGACUGGCUCAUUAUCUGUUUGACAGCCAUUAUCUAUUCAUAUCUUUUGCUUGAGCCAGAGCUUUCAACUACUACCAAGCAGGUCAGGUGGAAAGCGACACCUGGUUCUUUUGUCCGGCUCCUUGUAUUUCUCCCGAUUGGAAAAUCUCUCUCAAGCGUUAUCGCUCUACUGGUUUUUACUAUCCUAUUAGGACCAAGCACAGUUGUUAGUCUGGCUCUGUGGCAAUAUGAGAAGCGUCUUUUUUCUGGGGCUAGCCUCGUUGAACCUGAAGGUCGGUCCAUUGUUAAGCGUGACUGA
Talaromyces proteolyticus is the source of this 1218-nucleotide messenger RNA. RefSeq lists its product as uncharacterized. The record is from RefSeq and is a predicted model, not a curated record. The coding region runs from base 1 to 1218 and encodes 405 amino acids. Lineage: Eukaryota; Fungi; Ascomycota; Eurotiomycetes; Eurotiales; Trichocomaceae. The transcript is spliced from 2 exons.